Cladophialophora immunda is the source of this 1144-nucleotide messenger RNA. RefSeq lists its product as uncharacterized. The record is from RefSeq and is a predicted model, not a curated record. NCBI's taxonomy places the organism in Eukaryota, Fungi, Ascomycota, Eurotiomycetes, Chaetothyriales, Herpotrichiellaceae. The coding region runs from base 209 to 1018 and encodes 269 amino acids. The transcript has 2 exons.
GCGACUACAUCACAUCUAGCUCUAACGAGCACGGCAACCGGCACAAUCGCUUCGUCCGAUGUUGGAGGGCUCAGCCGCAACUUGCCAAAGAUAUCAAUUGCGCUGCCUCUCCCUGAUCAUGCAGUUUUCCCACUCAGGAUUUGUUUGGCCGCUGUUGACGGUGUCAGAACUUCCUGCCGCAUAAGUCUAAGCAGUCAACAACCACAUCAUGGCGGACCAAAUCGUCGACGCCGUCGAGUCGUACGACCCAUCCGCAUCGUCCAUCUUGAACAAACUCCCUGGCAAACGCCUCGACGCACACAUCCGCAAAGUAGCUAGUCGAGGCAUUCCAGCGCAGGGCGAGACAACGGGCGGAUAUGUUGAAGGCUAUGCUCACCUUUCCCACAUCCCCUUCUUCUCGCUAUACUCAGAAGAGCAACGCAAGAUCUUGGCCAAGAAAUGGGGUGACACCAGCAAAUGGAACGACUGGGGCAAGAAAGACGUCGACCUGCAGACCAAGGCAACCUUAAAAGGAAUGGAGCUCAUGGGCGGCGGCCACGGCACCCUCACCACAGUAAAGUGGAUGACAAGGACCAUAGCUGGGCUGGAGACCAUGGCUGCAGGUAUGGUGGUGGAGCAAAAUCAACUCGUUGUCAUCACGAGAUGGAUCGUGCCUGUGCGGCAAGGGGUGCCUUGGCUUGUUGAUGUGCUUGAGCAUCGAUGGCUGGAUCCCAAUAGCACUCGGGGCAAGAUGUCCAAGAUCUCCGGCAACGCCGUCCUCUUGAAACCCGGCCUCCCCACCGACGGCAAGGUGACAUUCAAGGUCUUUGAGCACGAGGCGAAGGGGCUGAAGAGCCAGAAGACGUGGUCAAAGAAGCGCGGAAUGGAAGCCUCGUGUGACGCAGUCGUGCUGAUCGAUGGCGGAGUAGACGUCCCCCUGGAGAUGGUUGCGCGGUUUCAGCGAGUGUGCAGUCUUUACGAAGGCCGAGAGAUGCAGAAGCGGUUUGAGGAUCAGUGGAAAAUCCCGAUUCUGCGCUGAUUACCCUGUUUGCAUUCAUGAGCGUUAUGUGAUGUGUUAUAUCUUGGUAUGGCAACGACUCGCCAAAGGGGUGGCUGGUGAUGAUGUGGGAUGGUAAAUAAAUCCUUGACACUUUUUCAAAUUCAG